Molecule: messenger RNA, 12208 nt
Organism: Catharus ustulatus (Swainson's thrush)
Lineage: Eukaryota; Metazoa; Chordata; Aves; Passeriformes; Turdidae
Gene: PEAK1
Product: pseudopodium enriched atypical kinase 1
Exons: 9
Coding region: 754-6120 (1788 amino acids)
Biological process (GO): protein phosphorylation
Cellular component (GO): focal adhesion; actin cytoskeleton
Molecular function (GO): ATP binding; protein kinase activity
Source: RefSeq, a predicted model, not a curated record
UAUUGACAUCUUGCUCCAAGAACCUGUUGGCUGCUGGGUUGUACUUCCUUGCAGAUUAACCCACGUAUCUUCCCAGAGCAGCAGCAAAUCUCUUCCAAAGGUAUUCUUGUAGCGGGAUUGUUCAGGUGCAUCAGGAGUGUUGGACUCUUGCACACCAAGUACCUGUUUCCAGCAGCUGAUAGACACUGUUAGCUACAGCUGCCAUGGAAAACCUCCUGACAGCAUAAAGUGAGAUUGCAGACUGGUUUAGAUGGAGAUUCCUCAACCUCACUGGAGCUUUAGUGAUUUCAACCACUUAUGUUAAAUUGAUUUUGCCACAUGGAUCACCAUUUCUUCUCCAUCACUAUUUUUCCACGACUUCUUGGAAUAACUGCUCUGCAAGCAAGAAAAUGUUGCUGCCCUGACCAGCAGUCAUGAAGAGAAGGGGGUGAAGCGAAUUUGUCUGGAGAAGUCAGAAAUUUUGAAAUUUUCAGCAGGAUUUAUUACCUGUGGCUGCAGGAGGUUUUGCCAAGCCAGCCAUUGACAUGAGAAUGGAUUCAGUGCCUCAGACUUAAGUGAGCUCCUUUGCUGUGCUUCAGCUCUGUUGUUUCCUGCUGUGUCCUGAUCCAGGAGCGAGCGCUGGCCGGGCUCAGCAUUCCCAGCAUGACCACUGCCCAAGGAAGUGUCCAUACUCCGUGAGCAGAGCGGAAGCGCAUGGAUGAGGCUCCUACCAUGCACUGAGCAGCACGGCAGCAGGCACAGAGCUCUGGGAAAAUGUCAGCUUGCAACACUUUCACUGAGCACGUCUGGAAACCCGGCGAAUGUAAGAACUGCUUCAAGCCCAAGAGCUUGCACCAGUUACCCCCGGUGUCAGAGAAAAAGCCCCUCUCCCAUGGAAACCUGAAAGCCAAUGCAAACCAAAGCAGUAGCCAGCGUGGCAGGAGCAGCAGCAGCUUCCGCCCGCCCGUGGCCAAGAAGCCCACGAUAGCUGUGAAACCCACCAUGAUGGUGGCAGAGGGGCUCUGUGGAGAGCUCGCCACACUGGAGCAGUGCGAGAACAAAGCCCUGCCCGCGGGGUGGAACCGCAACAAGGCGGCCUUGAACAAAAAACCGCUGAACAAUAAUAACGAGGAGGAGAUCGAAGGCUACAGCCAUGUUCCUAGACCUUAUGGCAACAGCGAGGGCGUGGGUAAGAUACCAAACAACAAUAACAAUGGCCUGACUGAAGUUCUGAAGGAGAUUGCGGGUUUGGAUAGCACACCUCAGCUCACUGGAAAUGAAACGAACUCAAGAGAAACCUUCUUGGGAAGGAUAAAUAAUUGCUACAAGAGAUCGUUGGAAAGGAAGAUCCCUCCGAGCUGCAUGGUGGGCGGAAUGAAGGAUUCACAGAGUAAGCACGUUAUUCUGAGUGGAAGCACUGAAGUCAUAAGUAAUGAAGGUGGACGUUUCUGCUACCCAGAGUUCUCCAGCGGAGAUGAGAGUGAGGAUGACACGUUUUUUGGCAGCAUGCAGGAAGAGCACGAGAGCUGGGAUGAAAGUGAUGAAGAGUUGUUAGCAAUGGAAAUCCGCAUGAGGGGCCAACCUCGCUUUGCUAAUUUCAGAGCUAACACCCUGUCUCCUGUUCCGUUCUGUGUUGAUAAAAAAUGGAAUACUGUGCCCCUUCGGAACAAGUCUCUGCAGCGGAUCUGUGCAGUGGAUUAUGAUGACAGCUACGAUGAAAUUUUAAAUGGUUACGGGGAGGAGACUGUGAUUCCUUAUGGGCAAGACAGCAUGCAGAGCAUGGUAUCUUCUGAUUCCACAUCUCCUGAUUCUUCUCUGACGGAAGAGUCUCGUUCUGGGACAGCCAGCAGUUCUUCCCAGAAGCUCUGUAAUGGAGGGUUAUCUCCGAGCACUCCUCAGGACCUCAAAGUGAUUGAACCAGAAUACGAAAGUCUUUGUGACAAUCAACAAGCGAAGGAUGUGCCAAAAGCACCCAGAAAUGCUCUCAAAGGUCUGGAGACUCACAAGGCAGUCCUUGCGCUUCGCCUGGAGGAGAAGGAUGGCAAAAUUGCUGUGCAGACCGACACGCAGGAGAAUAAAAGUUCUUCAGACAUUGCUGCUCAAGCCGUAACUAUUAAUUUGGUGCCUGUGGAGGAGCAGGCUAAACCUUACAGGGUGGUGAAUAUGGAACAACCAGUGUGCAAGCCUUACACCGUAGUGGAUGUCUCAGCUGCCAUGACCAGUGAAUGUAAAGAGAAUCAGGCUGAAGCCUCAGAAACCAAAAAGGCAUCGUCUAACCCGAGCUCACCAGUAACCCCAGGCACGCCUGUUGCAUCCUCUGCAGCGUCCCCGGUGUGUGUGCACGCUAAGCUGAAAAAGUCCAGCACAAUCAGAUACCAGGAAGUGUGGACUUCUAGCACCAGUCCGAGACAGAAGAUACCUAAGGUGGAACUGAUUGGAAACAGCUCAGGACCUUCCGUUCCUCCCAGGAAGACAAGCCACAAGUCAGCUCCUACUUCACCUACAGCUACGAACGUUUCUUCAAAAACGAUCCCAGUUAAGUCUCCUAAUUUGUCUGAGAUAAAAUUCAACAGUUACAACAAUGCUGGCAUGCCACCUUUUCCUAUUAUCAUUCACGAUGAGCCCACUUACGCUAAGAGUUCCAAAAAUGCUAUUAAAGUUCCGAUUGUAAUCAAUCCAAAUGCCUACGAUAACCUGGCCAUCUAUAGAAGCUUUCUAGGGACCAGUGGUGAGCUGUCUGUCAAAGACAAAACUACAAGUGUGAUAAGCCAUACCUAUGAAGAAAUAGAAACUGAAAGUAAAGAGACUGAAGCCAUAAGCAAACCCACUGAGCUGCCCCUAGCAAAGGGGGUGGCCAGUAGCUCUGAGUGCAGGCUGGGCUCUGUGGCUCAAAAGGUCCAAGAGUUCAACAGCUGCCUCAGUAAAAGCCAGAUAUCCCCACAGAGAAGUCACAGUGCUGACCAUAGCUCCCCAUCCAGAGUUCAGAAGGCAAAGCAAGAGCCUGCAGCCAAAGCAGACGUAGCCCCGGAUGGUUGUGCUGGCAGCGCCGGUGGCAGAGAGAACGCAAACACAGUGCUCUCACAGAUUGUGGCUUCUAUCCAGCCUCCACAGUCUCCUCCAGAAACAUCUCAGUCUGCUCCCAAGUCCUGUAGUGUGGAAGAGCUGUAUUCCCUACCCCCUGAGGGAGAUGCUACUAAAAGCACCCUGGUACGACCCAAAUCUCUGUUUACAUCACAGCCCGAAGUGGAGUCCUCCAAGACGGAGAACGCUGGCACUAAGAAGCAGAAAGAUCCCCUUUCACAGCCAGCUGCCACUCCCUCUCCAAAGCCAGCACGGGCCACCCCCAGUGCCAUGAGUCCCCAGGCAGAGCCGGCGCCACCGUUCCCCCCUCCACGCUCCACCUCCUCCCCCUACCAUGCCAGUAACUUGCUGCAGAGGCAUUUCAGCAACUGGGCCAAACCCAACAGCCCCACUAGGUCAACCGAGGCCGAGUCCAUCCUGCACUCGGAGGGGCGGCGGCCCGAUGCCAAACCCAAACGCUGGAUAUCGUUCAAGAGCUUCUUCCGCCGCAGGAAAGCUGACGAUGAGGAGGAGAGAGAGAAGGACAGGGACAAGGGGAAGCUGGUGGGUCUGGAUGGAACAGUUAUCCACAUGCUGCCCCCUCCUCCAGUGCAGCGGCACCACUGGUUCAGCGAGGCCAAGUCGGAGUCGAGCGAGAAGCCGUCGAUUGUUUUCAUGUACAGGUGUGAGCCGGCGCAGGCGGAGCCCAGGGCUGAGCUGCCCCACAAGGCUGGGCUGGAGUCUGCUCUCACUGAGGCACUGGCGAAGGACAAGGGAGAAACGCAGGAAAAGGCUCCAGAGAGCUCGGAACAGAACGCAGCCAGCCAUUCCUCACCACCUCAGGCUCCCAGGAAAAUCCCCAGCACACCAGAGCACUGUGGAAUCAAUGGCUCGCCAGAGUUUCAAGACAUGAUUAAAAGACUCAAGAAGGCCCUGAAAGAAUUUCCUUUAAUGGGGAAUUGUGUGAGUGAGUACAGUGGUCAAGUGCCCGAUGACCCCACCCUGGAGGAGCUGUCCCCUCGUGUCCCCAGAGCCGUGUUUGUGAAGCAGGACAAUGGGGGCAGCGCCUCGGUCAUCCCGGUCUCGUCUGCCCGUGGCCCACCGGGGGAGGAGGAGAAAGAAGAAGCUCCAAAUUCUCCUGAUCUGAGUGCCUGCAGUGCUACCUACAGCAAUCUAGGGCAGUCCAGAGCAGCUAUGAUCCCUCCAAAACAGCCAAGGCAACCCAAGGGUGCUCUGGAUGAUGCCAUUGCCUUUGGAGGACUGGCAGACCAGGAGACAGCGAACAACUUGCAGCCAACACCACCUCCGCUGCCAAAGAAAACAAUUUUGAGAGCCAACACAGAGCCAACUCCCCGAGACCUGCAGAAGCAGGCUCUGGAGAACAACCUGUGCAUCAUGGCCAAUCCCACCUAUGACAUUGACACCAACUGGGAAGCGAGCAGCGCCUGCUCCUCGGUCAGCCUGGAGCUCAAGGUGCUGGACAACGAGUCGGGAGAUUCCUUGGACAGGCCGACAGAGAAACUGAGGGCGGCCACCUCAGCCAGCAACAGCGUUUGCAGCCUCAGCACUGUCAGUAUUAAGGAGCGCUGCUCCAACAGCAUGGAGUCGCUGCCGGGGCGGCGGCUGGCGCAGGCCAGGCAGGCGCGCGGCGUGCAGAAGCCACAGAGACAAGCACUUUAUCGGGGCAUCGAGAACAGGGACGAGGUGGUGGGCAAGAUCCGCGGCCUGCACGCCGACUCGCUCCGGAAGCUGGCACUGAAGUGUGAGGACCUGUUCAUGGCCGGCCAGAAGGACCAGCUGCGCUUCGGCGUGGACAGCUGGUCGGAUUUCCGGCUCACCAGCGACAAGCCGUGCUGCGAGGCGGGCGACGCCGUCUACUACCCUGCCUCGUAUGCCAAAGAUCCCCUCAACAACUACGCAGUCAAGAUUUGUAAGAGCAAGGCUAAGGAGUCCCAGCAGUAUUAUCACAGCCUGUCCAUCCGGCAGAGCCUGGCUAUCAACUUCAACAUCCAGCAGGACUGUGGCCAUUUCCUCGCCGAAGUGCCCGUUCGCCUCCUGCCCUGGGAGGACGAGGACACGCCAGAGGUGGAAGAAGAGGAGCGGGAGGAAGAGGAGAAAGAGCCCGAGCAGAAGAGCAGAAGCUCGGGCUCCAGCCCAGAGGGCAGCAGAGGCAGCCCCAGCAGGCAGGGCACCCUGAGCAAGCCCCGCAGCCGCGUGGUGGUGAUCACACGCGAGGUGCCGCACCUGACCGUGGCCGACUUCGUGCGCGAGUCCGCGCCCCGCCACACCAAGAGCCCCGACUUGUACGAGCGGCAGGUGUGCCUGCUGCUCCUGCAGCUGUGCCUGGGCCUCGAGCACCUGAAGCCCUAUCACAUCACACACUGUGACCUGCGCCUGGAGAACCUGCUGCUGGUUCACUCCCGGCCGGGAGGCAGCCCCCCGAGCCCCGAGGCCACGGAACCCAGUCCCAGCACCGCCUGCCCAGCCAGACUGAUUGUCAGCAACUUCUCCCAGGCCAAGCAGAAGAGUCACAUGGUGGAUCCUGAGGUCCUACGGGAUCAGUCCCGCCUGGCUCCAGAAAUCAUCACUGCAACGCAGUACAAGAAGUGUGAUGAGUUCCAGACUGGCAUCCUCAUCUAUGAAAUGCUGCACUUACCCAACCCCUUUGAUGAGAAUCCAGAGCUGAAAGAGAAGGAGUACACUUGUGCUGAUCUCCCCAAGAUUCCUUGCCGUUCCCUCUAUUCUCAAGGGCUUCAACAACUUGCCAGCUGCCUGCUGAAUCCCAACCCUUCAGAGAGAAUCUUGAUAUCAGAAGCCAAAGGAAUCCUCCAGUGUUUGCUUUGGGGUCCACGUGAGGACUUGUUCCAUGCUCUCAGUACAUCUUCCAACCCCUCACGGAGAGAUGCCAUACUUCAGAACUGGCUCGAUAUAAAAAGGACGCUGCUGAUGAUCAAGUUUGCAGAGAAGUCCUUGGAGAGGGACUGUGGAAUUAUUCUGGAAGACUGGCUUUGUUGUCAGUAUCUGGCUUUUGCCACUACAGACUCACUUCAUCGCAUUGUGAGACUCAUGAAGCAGCACUAGUUGUAGAGCCUGUUGCUUUUCAUGAAGCAUCCCCACCUCUGCCCCAGCCCUCACUCCAGCCUGCACUAGGGCUCACACUUUGUACAGUUGUUACAAAGCAGCCUAGACAUCAAAGCCAGCAACUCUGAGCAAAUAGGUUCUAACUGGAGAAACUGCAUCCUGUACCAAGUAUGACAGAAACUUUUACUUUUUUGCCAGGCCUGCUAGGGAUUGAUCACACACGACUGCAUUUGGAUCAGCCAGUAUGUAACUCAAUUCAUAUCUGGCUGAAAAGGAGAGCAAGCUUUGAUACCACUAUUUCUACCACUGUAGUAAACAAAUUGCCCUCCUCUUCUGGGUAGUUCCUGUCAUUUCCUACAUAGCAUUGAUUAGUGAAUAGCAGUGACCAGAAGCAGAGACAGAUGAGUGGUGAAUGUGAGAUGAAUUAUCCACGAUGCCACAGAACACUCGCUUUCACUCCACAUACCACACAUUUCCUCUCAGCUUACAGCAGGCUGUGCUCCUCUUUCCUUUGGUCUCAACCAAACGGAUUCUCAUCUUUCUCUUACACUUUACACCAUCUGUACUUUCUCCCCAGCUGUGGUUUUCCCACUGACCAUGGCAAGUGUCAGUGAGCAGUAAGCACCUGUGUUCAGUCCUCUGCCUCACUGCCUGCCCAUAUCCUUUCUAACCAUGGAUCUAGGAUUUCAUCAAUGCUGCCUUAAUCAGACCAUUACCCUUGGCUUGAGACCUGUGCAUUAAAAAGCAGAAUAUGCACACUUUGUCUACCCUAUUUCCUAGGCAACUUUCACCAGUCUGGACUGUUGAUGUACUGUAGCCACAACUACAUUUAUACAAGAAAAGUACAACACAUGGUGGGCUAUUGAAAUUCCCCUUCCAUGGCAGAAAGCACUAAAGCCUGACUUGAAAUGAAUAGGACAUACAUAACCUCCUCUGACAAUCACUGCUAUGAAUCAGGGAUGAAAAUUAAAACCACCUCUUCUGGUUUGUUUUGGUCUGCUCUUGUCACUUAUGCCAUACUCCAAAGUGAGACUGAAAUUGGCUCUGCAGGUUUGUUGGCAGGAGAUAGAAAUGUUUAGAGGUGGUCUGUGUGUAGCAAACAGGCAACAUGGAGACACUUCUACUGCAGACACAGUCCUCUGAAGGAUAAAAACAAGGGGGCAGAAACACUGUUGUUUAAUUAUUGAGGGAGCUGUUAAGUUUGGCAGCCAGCACCAACAGCAUCAUGAUCCACAUUUCCUGCAGCAGUGCUUGGCUGCCCAUCUCUUGUCUGUUGUAACCAGCGUUUUCUGAGGUUGCUGUAGGCAACACCCUAAAAAUGGAAUGUUGUCAGAAGAGCUCGAAGAGCAUCACAGACAGAGUCUUGGACUAGAGCAGGAACUAGUGAGGAGUGAAGAGUCAGAAUUUUUAAAACCUCAACUUGAAGGAGCUUUUUCACUUUUAGAGGCCACUGCUGACUUCCUUGUGUGCCCUAGCAGCCGUUUCCCAAGGAACCUCUGUACAGACAGUAUCUUUGCUCAGUAUUGCUAGGCUAGGAGUUGUUUCCUGAGUUGCUCUGAAGAACGGAUCUGGAUGCAGGGGGAAAAGCGAUCCCAGAUAUUCCAACCCGGGUGAUGGAAAGCAGACAGCCCUAGUAAUGAGCCUGUGCUUCUCUCCUAUGGAUCUAUGUGCAAUCCUUGUAUUAUUUUUUAAAGCUGUACAUUACAGUGUUCACUUUACACACCAGCCUUUACCUGAUGCUAGAUCUGCAGCCCCUUCCUUUACUUUCCUGGCACAUAAAUGCACAGAUAUCCAUGUGUUCUUUUUAUGGAUUGAUGUUCCAUUUUAAUUGUUAAAACUGUGAGAAAUCCAUUCACUUCAGCCUUGAAACAAAUAGCCACUUUAUACAGCAUAUGCAUUCUUGGACCAGAUGAACAAACUGAACAAACAGUCCUGCAGGCUUAAAGUCAGCUCUGGAUCCACGCCAUGCAUCGAGGGGUUGCCGUGUCUGUGUUCUUCCCUGGCACCUCCCAGAGCUCAGCCUACAUCGGUUGUGCCAUAGCAUAGACUGUCUUUGUGACCUUUCUAAAGAUUUUUGUUGAAACUUCUGAUGAUUAUUCUUUUGUUUGAUUCACCUGUAUCAGUGAAGGAUCAGGCAAGGAUAAGGAUAAUAUAUUUUAAUGUGAUAUGUAUGUUUUUCUUUCUCUUUUUGGUAAAAAGGUGAGGAUGGCGGCAUUGAUGCAGAAAAACAGGACAUUGCAUUAAAAGCCCAAGUGCAAUGUAUGUAGUUGAAGUACUUCCUCUACAUCAGGAAAGAAGUUUUCUACACUACUGCUGAGCAGCUCGUAGAAGAACCUUCACAAAGAAUCUCCUGUUCAGUGCAGCCCUGCUUUAUCUGGACACAGGAGGGCAAUGCUCCCAUAGCUGACAUCACCAAGCAUGGCAAGUCACUCAUGUACUACCUACAGCUAUUAGUGACAGUGUGCUGAGCUGCCAGUGGGGCUUCUCGUUCUCUGUGGUCUGCUUUUGUGUUUGUUCCCUAGUGUGUGUGUGCACCUGACUUCUCAGCUAGCUCAGAUAGGCAUAGGACUAACCUUGGACCACUUGGCAUUGCAGUGGGGGAUGCCUGGAAGCCUCUGGGUGUUCCCACUGUCACCUUGAUGUCAACAAGCACAUGCGGAGUUGGAUUUUGAAUGUUGUACAAGCAUACACAGUAAUGCAGCUGGUCCAACGCCUUUGUAUCUCUAGCUAUCUAAUUUCAGUUUGUAUCUUUUGUGAUGAACCAAUACUAAUUUUAGCUCUGCAAUAUAGUCAAGCAUGGAUAGAUGUUCACUACCAACCUCUUUCUCGUGCAGCACUGGGUAAACUUUAGCAAUUUGUAAUGUUGUGUGGUUUUUUUCUUUAAAAAAGAACGAAUGGUCAAUGUGGUCGAACCUGAUCGGGCCUGAGCUCUUCCCUGAGGAGCCUGAGGCUGACUUUGCAGAUCUGCCCAUAACUGAUGAUUGCAACUGUGUUUGUGGUUCUCCAUCCUGGCACCAGAGCGUGCCACGUAAAUACACAAGAAUGUGUGCAUUAAACUGAUUGUAAACAAAUCCUAAGAAUGCUACAGCAUAAUUGCUAAGCAAAAGGAAAAAAACCCGCUCUGUUUGUAACAGGAUCCUGUGUAUGGCAGGAACAAAACCCCUGGCUGUGCAUGUUAGAACAUACUUGAAUACGUGCACAGAUCUUGAAAUUUUUUUUAGCAAUGUCGCACUUUCAGUUGAGCUCAAGAAGUAGGAAGAGCUGCAAAUCUAAGAUAACAGUAUUGACUGUAAAUAUAUAUUUUUCUAUUAAUAAAAGCUGUCAUUCAGAUAUUUUUAACAUGAACUCUAAAGAUUUUUCCAGUGGAAACUAAUUUCUGGAGAAAUCAAAUGCUUGUUUGAAGAAUCAUGACGAGUGGUUUCUGAUCCUUUUAGAGCCAUUAAAACCCUCUCUAAUAUUACAGAGAGAGCACAGUGAUUGGAUUCACAAUGUUCAGUGCCUUGUCAAAAACCUGAAAUGUAGCUGGUCAGUUGGUGGAAAUCUUACUCUUUUCAUAACAGCCCUAGAAAUAAUACUGCCCAUGUAAAGAUGCAGAAGACUUUACAAAAUUAAAUGCUGUACUUUGUGUGAUGCUGAGUUGAUCUAUUCUGUAAGAUUUGUGUGAAUGGGCUCCUUUAAGUUGCUUACAGUACAGUAGAAAGCUGAGGUAACAAAACUGUGGGCUUUCAAAUUUGGGAUCUGUGCAGGGAGAAUAACAGUGGGUACCAAGUGAGUUGUUCCAGCCUGACCAGGCAUCAGGAGAAGCCUCUUGCUCUGACAAUCUGCUGCAGAACUGCGCCUUGCUCUGGGAGCAGCAAGGAGGUGAAAUGUGCUGCUCCUGCUGCAGUGCUGGAGGUGCUGCACACCACCCUGGGGCUGUGGUGAGAAAUGCAAACCUCUGUUCAAACAGGAGUGCUGAAAGAAUGCUCCUGAGGUGCUGUGGAAAGUGGGUUUUGUUUUGUAUUUCUUAAAUGGGAAUUAUUGCUCAUUAUCUGUCAAACCUCAGAUCUGAUCCAGUCAAAAUGCAUAAGGUGAAUGUAAAGAGACUCUACUCGUAAAAGCUUGCCUACAAAUUUUGAGGAAUGAGGGAAUCCAGGAUUUUCUUCUGGAAUCUCCAAAUUUAGAAGCCUGGUCUCAGUAUUCAGACUGAUGAAACCAGUAACUCCAGCCAGGAUACCACAUUGCUGCCCCACAGAGAAGAGUGCAGGUAGGAUUUACAAAAAUUGUUCCACCUUAAAUCUUUAAUGCUCCACACAUCCCACCCACAAGGUAUGAAUGGAUCAUCUUGACAUGUUACCACAAGAGAAUUCCUACGUGUUAUAGAGAAAAAUAUAUUAUUUAAAUAAAAUAUGUGUGUUAAGGUUCAGCUACUUGCAGAAUUUAUUCAGCAGCUUCACACUGUAGGUCCUUAAUUUUAACAUGUAUUUGCUGCUGAAAUAAAAUGUAUCUGUUUCUGAAUUCUUGUGCUGAGACUCCCAUCUAAAUUAAUUUUUUUUGUUUGUAAUAACAAAUCCAUAUGUAAAUAUAAAUUAAGUGAUCCUGUUUUUAUUUAAAUCAAUUUUAAGUUUUCUGAGGGAUACAAUAGAGUCAGACCUUUUAAUGCACUUUCUUUUCCCCCUUUCUCCAAAUUGACUGUUUCUCAAUACAAACAGUACUCAACUGCAUGACUAGACCAUCAGUUUUACUCUGAUUUUGCAGAGGUGGUGCUGGUUCUGCUAAAACUCCUGUGAGACCUAGGGCACAAGAGAGCUCUUCAGCCAGCACAGAGAUGUGAUUGUGAUUGAGUUAUGCAGUAAGAUAACAUCAAAGAAGUACAGAAUAGAAUAUUAAAUACCUCUGUAAAAAUACACCUGUGGAAAUAUUCUGUAAACAAUCAUGUGGAUUACAAAGAGAAGAAUAUACAAAAAAAUACUUUUCAAAACACUGGGGAGAAAUUUCUUAAGGGCACCCUCAGCUCCAAAAGAAGGAGCAAAUCUCUUUCCCUGCUGUGUUGCAGAGAAUUUCAAAGAAUGUAGACAUUUGUGUGGAUUUCCUUAUUCACCUGGAUGCAGUAUUAGGAGGAUGGUGAUUUUGAGUAGGUGUAGAAUGUAAUUGAAACAAUUUCCUGUAAGUCUCCUUGCAUUGGUGCUCCACUCAGCAUUUACCUGGAAACCACAGAAGGCUUUCAGAUCAAGCAGAGUUGCCAGUGAGAAAUAAAACACUCAACUUACCUGUACAUAAGCAUUUUACCACUCUAACAGAAUUUGAGAAUUUGGUUUGUACUUCAGACUAUAAAGAUUUCUUUUCCAUAAAUUUAAGGGGAAGAUUUCAGGGAUUUAGAAGAGGUUGGAGGUUUUUUUUAUAUGGAAGAAAUAUUUGUUCAUAAAUAUAUAUAUACAUACAUAUAUAUAUAUAUGAGUGCAUGUGGGCAUGUUUUAAUAUAUAUGUAUGUAUAUGAAUUUUGUAUCCCAAAAGUAUUAUUUGCCCCUUUUUGCUUGAAAAGGUAUAUAUAUUAUAUAUUGUAUAUAUAAUAUAUAUUUUAAGAGUGUGUAAAUUUUAAUAUAGUCAUUUCAUAAAUAACACCUCUUCAAAAACGACUCAAAACUUCUGUUUCCUUGACCUUUGGAUUGUUGGUAUUAGAAGGUUUUGCAGUUGAAAUCCUUGGGUUUUUUUCUUUUAAAACUUAAUUAUGCUGAGCAUCUACGAAUAUGUUCUUGUUUUUAAUAAAAGGGGGAAAUUUAUUUUCAAAUUAGGGAUUCCAAAAUCAGUGGACUUUUAUAAAACGGGAUUUCUUUAAAUGCCUUGAAUAAGGGAUUUUUUUUUUUUUUUUUUUAAAUUUCUUUUUUCAGUUCCAUUCUUGUGGGUAAUUUGUAUUUGGAAUUCCUGGUUGCAUUGCUUUAUCUGGUGCUUCAUAUUGAUAUUUACACAUUUUUGUAUAAAUAAGUAUAUAAACUUCAAGCCUUCCUUUGUGAUCAGGGGCAGUUACACUCUGGUUUGCUGUGGUACUUUGCUGUGUACUCUGUGGCAUUCAUGUUACUGUGUAAAUAAACUAGUUUUAUUACACUCAAAA